Messenger RNA from Guillardia theta CCMP2712, 549 nucleotides. RefSeq lists its product as hypothetical. The record is from RefSeq and is a predicted model, not a curated record. NCBI's taxonomy places the organism in Eukaryota, Cryptophyceae, Pyrenomonadales, Geminigeraceae. Bases 1 to 549 code for a protein of 182 amino acids. The transcript is spliced from 2 exons.
AUGACCAUGAGCUUCUGCCAUGGCGGCGAAGUGAUCGCUGCUGCUCUUCUGGUCUUGACAUGUCAAACUUCAGCGCUUCCGGUCGAGGAGUCACGAGUGAGGCUGAGAGCCUCGACCCCUCACACAGCACAGCAGGAGAUGCUCUCCAACGUGACCUUUGUGCUGCCUCGCAGCGUUGGGGAUGAAGACGUCAAGAACGUCGUGCUGGUGGGAUCGUGGAGCGGGUGGAGGAGGAAGCACAGGAUGGAGAAGAACGACAAGGGAGAGUUCACAAGGACGCUGCAGCUGCCUCAUGGGAAGUUUGAGUUCAAGGUGUUCAAGGAUGGGGUUCAACAUCAGGCGACUAAGGAGAAGAUGAAAGUCUCGUCGUACCAUCCUCCCCUCUUUGCAAAUGCGAAGAAACAAUGCCUUGCCCUGCUCGACAGCGCCAGGAUGAAAUUCACCAGCACGAAGAUUGCGCUGGAGCACCACAAGGAGAAGGUGCUUGUUGCCUCUCUCACUCUUCUCCUGUUCUUGUUCGUCGCACGAUAUCAGCGACAGAUCCUGUAA